Molecule: messenger RNA, 2275 nt
Organism: Coregonus clupeaformis (lake whitefish)
Lineage: Eukaryota; Metazoa; Chordata; Actinopteri; Salmoniformes; Salmonidae
Product: alpha-amylase-like
Exons: 12
Coding region: 534-2120 (528 amino acids)
Biological process (GO): carbohydrate metabolic process
Molecular function (GO): cation binding; alpha-amylase activity
Source: RefSeq, a predicted model, not a curated record
AUUUGCCUAAUUACAAAAUAUAGAUAUGAAUUUACACCAUUUUGUAGCAUUGGUGAACCAUCUGUAGGGUCACAGGAGUUUUCAACCUCAGAAAGUGAUAACUGAACAGGAGAGAGAGAAGGUAAAUGUAGACUGAAAGCAAAUUGAAAUCUAGAUUGGCUGUAAGCUACAGAUGGUGGUGUCAAAGUUGUAGAGUAACACUCUUGAGGAGACUGUGAGCGAUGAUGCUGGUAGGCAGGGACUGAGUCCAUAAGCUUAGCUGUACCCUGCUCUCUGUACUCUUAAUGCAUGAUGAUUGAUAUAUUUAUUGGGGAUAGACCAAAGUACACACUGGAGGAAGAUACUGACCAGGGUCUCUCAGUUACUGCCCUGCCCACUGAGGGUGCUUGAUCUGUGGGCUUCAGAAGAGGAACAGCUCCCUGCUUUAGGGCCUGUUAUAAACAAGCCCCUUCAAAUGCUGCACAGACUGGCUGUGUUGUCUGAGAAGCAGCUUGCAACUGGACUGCAUGGAUCUGCAGAGCUGAAGAGCAAAAAUGAAGGUAAAAGCUAAACUAUGUGGCUGCCUGUUGGCUCUGGGUCUUGGAGUAGGCCUCUCCCAAUACCAGUCUAAAAGUCACACAAAGCAACACAUUCAGCAGGGCAGGUCAACCAUAGUCCACCUGUUUGAGUGGCGCUGGAAUGACAUAGCUGAAGAGUGUGAGCGAUAUCUGGGACCCAAUGGAUUUGAUGGAGUGCAGAUCUCCCCUCCCAGUGAGAACGUGGUGGUGACUAAACCAUGGAGACCGUGGUGGGAGAGGUACCAGCCAGUCAGCUACAACCUCUGUUCUCGCUCUGGAACCCAACAGGAGCUCCGAGACAUGGUCUGCAGGUGCAACAAUGUCGGGGUGAAGAUCUAUGCAGACGUGGUCAUUAAUCACAUGUGUAUGUCUGGCGCGGGCGAGGGGGAGGGCAGACGCCGUUCGACCUGUGGCUCAUACUUCAAUGCCAGCAAGAGGGAGUUCCCAUCUGUGCCCUACUCCGCUUCCCACUUCAACGAUGACAAAUGCACCACCAGCAGCAGAAAUAUUGAGACUUUCCAAGACAUUUAUCAGGUGCGGAACUGUCGUCUGCUAGGUCUUCUGGACCUGGCGCAGGACAAGGAGCAUGUGAGGGAGAGGAUAGUGGACUACAUGAACAGGCUGGUGGACAUGGGUAUAGCAGGUUUCAGGGUGGACGCAUGUAAACACAUGUGGCCUAGGGACCUGAAGAACAUCUACAGCAGACUUCACAACCUCAACACCACCUGGUUCACACAGGGAUCCAGACCACUCAUUUACCAAGAGGUUAUCGACCUAGGUGGCGAGCCGAUAAAAGCGACAGACUACUCUGGACUGGGCCUCGUCACAGAGUUCAAGUAUGGUGCUAUGCUGGGCUCUGUCAUCCGCAAGUGGAACCAACGGAAACUCUCUGACCUCAAGACGUGUGGUGAGAGCUGGGAUCUGCUGCCCUCAGGCGAGGCACUGGUGUUUGUGGAUAACCAUGACAACCAGAGAGGGCAUGGUGCAGGAGGGGCCUCCAUCCUCACAUUCUGGGAGCCCAGAAUGUAUAAGAUGGCCGUGGCUUUCAUGCUGGCCCAUCCCUAUGGAGUUACAAGAGUGAUGUCAAGCUACUGGUGGGAUCAACAUGUUGUGGAUGGAAAGGACCAGAAUGAUUGGAUAGGUCCUCCCAGCUUCCCUGACGGCUCCACCAAGCCUGUCCCUAUCCAGCCAGAUGGCAGCUGUGGGGAGGGCUGGGUGUGUGAACACCGAUGGCCCACAAUCAGAAAUAUGGUGAUGUUCCGUAAUGUUGUUGAUGGGGAGCCGUUGUCUAACUGGUGGGACAAUGGGGGGAACCAGAUAGCUUUUGGACGAGGCAACCAAGGCUUCAUAGUUAUCAACAAUGAUAACUGUUCCCUGGAUGUGAUGCUGUCCACCGGCCUUCCUGGAGGAACCUACUGUGAUGUCAUCUCCGGUCAGAGGUCAGGGGGGCGUUGCUCGGGGAAACAGGUGACCGUUGGAGGGGAUGGGAGAGCACACUUCACCAUCAGCCCCUCUGACCCGGACCCUGUCAUAGCCAUUCACACACACUCUAAGCUAGAGUAGGAGCUAAUAACACUGCACUUUGAACCACAGACUAUGAUAUUAUAGUUAAUGUAUCAUUACUGUAUUUCAAGUGUUCUUUCUAUCGAUGUUUGGAAAGAUGAUGAUGAUGGAUGAUUAAGCAAUAAGGUAUGAGGGGGUGUGGUAUAUUGGCCAUA